ACCAAUUUAGGAUUUGUUGUGAACAGCAUGGAGGAGAAUGACCCCAAGCCCAGCGAAGCGGCGGCGGCGGAGGGGCAGCGGCAGCCGGAAUCCAGCCCCAGCGGCGGCUCGGGCGGCGGCGGCAGCCCGGGCGACGCGGACACUGGCCGCCGGCGGGCUCUGAUUCUGCCUGCAGUUCUGCAGGCGCCGGGCAACCACCAGCACCCGCACCGCAUCACCAACUUCUUCAUCGACAACAUCCUGCGGCCCGAGUUCGGCCGGAGAAAGGACACGGGGACGUGCUGUGCCGGCGCGGGCGGAGGAAGAGGCGGUGGAGCCGGCGGGGAAGGCGGAGCGGAAGGAGGCAGCGGCGCGGGGAGCGCCGAGCAGCUCCUGGGGUCGGGCCGAGAGGCUCGGCAGAACGCGCCCAGUGCGCCCGGUGCGGGCGGGCCGUUGCCCGGCGGCGGCGGCGACUCUCCGGGCGACGGGGAAGGCGGCUCCAAGGCGCUCUCGCUGCACGGCGGCGCCAAGAAAGGCGGCGACACCGGGGGCCCCCUGGACGGGGCACUCAAGGCCCGCGCCUUGGGCGGCGGCGACCUGUCGGUGAGCUCGGAUUCGGACAGCUCGCAGGCCAGCGCCAACCUGGGCGCGCAGCCCAUGCUUUGGCCGGCCUGGGUCUACUGCACGCGCUACUCGGACCGGCCUUCUUCAG
Messenger RNA from Ailuropoda melanoleuca (giant panda), 691 nucleotides. RefSeq names its product homeobox protein engrailed-2. Gene Ontology annotation, molecular function: RNA polymerase II cis-regulatory region sequence-specific DNA binding; DNA-binding transcription factor activity, RNA polymerase II-specific. The annotation marks the transcript as partial. NCBI's taxonomy places the organism in Eukaryota, Metazoa, Chordata, Mammalia, Carnivora, Ursidae. The record is from RefSeq and is a predicted model, not a curated record. Gene Ontology annotation, biological process: neuron differentiation; regulation of transcription by RNA polymerase II. The transcript has a single exon. Gene Ontology annotation, cellular component: nucleus.